AUGGAGGUGGAACUGGAGCCAUUUGCCUCUUGGCUUGUGUGCCUUUUCUCUGUUAUAAGCCAUGUUACCUUUUUACCAACGGUGCAUCAUUUCUUCAAACAACGCUACGUGUAUGAGGCGGCCAUGGGUAUUUUUGGGAUGACAGCCUCCCUCAUGUAUCACAUUUGUCAGGUACUUAACGCGGAGAUAAUCCUUGAUGAAGCCGGGUGGCAUCGUGUGGAUAAUAUUCUUGUUGUCUCAUUCCUUGGUGCAUGGAGUGUGUACAUGUGUGCCUUCCGUGACCUCUUUACAGAGCGCUGCUCGAAGUACUGCCUUUUGAUGAUGUGUGUCUUAUUUCAAGCGAGGGGGGCGUGGAAAGCCGUAAACACUAUUGUCCCAGUAUUUAUUUGCAUUGGCUUUCCCAUUUGUGUUUACGCAUAUCGCUGGCGUCUUCCAAGCGUUUUCCCGAAUCGUCUUUUCGGUUUCGCCCUCGUAAUGGCAGUUGCCGUUAUUUUCUUCAUAAAGGGCCUUGAUGAUGAGAAUGAUCCCUACAAGAUGUAUCACAGCCUGUGGCACUUCUUCUGUGGAAUCGCAUCAUAUUUGAUGUGGACGCUACUUAAGGUGCCAGGAGUAACAGGUGUAAUGGGAAAGAGCAUUCAUGUGUAA
This is a messenger RNA of Trypanosoma brucei brucei TREU927, 645 nucleotides long. RefSeq lists its product as hypothetical. Lineage: Eukaryota; Euglenozoa; Kinetoplastea; Trypanosomatida; Trypanosomatidae. The transcript has a single exon. Gene Ontology annotation, cellular component: membrane. Bases 1 to 645 code for a protein of 214 amino acids. The record is from RefSeq and is a predicted model, not a curated record.